Molecule: messenger RNA, 3792 nt
Organism: Oreochromis aureus
Lineage: Eukaryota; Metazoa; Chordata; Actinopteri; Cichliformes; Cichlidae
Product: TSC22 domain family protein 2-like
Exons: 3
Coding region: 710-2647 (645 amino acids)
Biological process (GO): regulation of transcription by RNA polymerase II
Source: RefSeq, a predicted model, not a curated record
CACUACCUACCCACGAUGCAGCGCGGUCGCACACAACAUAGCCAUCUUGUCAAGAGUGACUGAGUGAGGGAGGCAACUGUAGACGCUGUUUAGAAUAUCAUUUGUUUUUUUAUUAACGCGUCAUAUUUAAGAGCCCCUUUCUCCCUCGACCGUAGUCAGCGGCGAAGCGAGUGUCGACAACGAAUGACUUUGAGCUGGUGAAGCGAGAGGCUACGCAGCGCCGCUUUCGGGAGGAUGUCUCACAUACUUGUUCCGACGUAGGGGGAGUGUGCAGCAGCCAGUUGGCUUGAAUUGUUAGCUAGCUCAGUGAGUGGAGGGCUACGGGCCCUCCUCAGCUUAAAGUAGCCCCUGCAGCUGGGCAGCCCACUCUGCGACAACGGCCGUUCGACAACUUGACAACCGGGACAUUAGCGGGCCGAAAGCCGCGGAUCGGUCACCGCACGGACUGCUGGUAACCGUGUCUGAAGCCCUGCUGCUGGACAAGACGACACGAAGUGUGGCAUUGCGUUAUGAGCUCUUGAAACGCAACAGGAGUCCGAGAGAGGAAGAGGAUGGCGCAGAUACAUCUUGAUUACAGUUAGGUAGGCUAAAAAAAAUAGCUCCAGGUCUGCUGCUUAUUAUGCUCUAAGCUUUUAAAAGCUGCAGCCAGCGACCCCUUUUUGACUGAGGAUAAACAUAGCCAUACGGGACUUGGAUUCAGGCUGUCAAUAUGUCGAAAAUGCCGGCCAAGAAAAAGAGCUGCUUUCAGAUCACAAGUGUGACUCAGGCCCAGGUGGCGGCUGUAGGUGCCGCCGACGACACGGAGAGUCUGGACGAUCCAGACGAGUCACGGACUGAGGACGUGUCGUCGGAAAUCUACGACAUGCCACGGGCUGAUUAUGAGCCUGCGUGUGACAUAAGUUCAUCCGAAGAAGCUCUGAAUAAUGUUGUGGAGCCAGAGGCGGUCGGAGUGAUGCCACCAUCAAGCGUACCUCAUGCCAGUCAGCUGUCAGCGCUGUCAAGCAAUCCCUCUGGGGAGUUCAGAAAAGUGGGAGUGUCUGGCUCGAGUCAAGGUGGUCAGCAAGCACCGGGGAUUGGCGCUGGGGCUGGUUUACCCCUUAUCACUCAGGCUGGGCCAGUGCAGCAGCAGCCUGCUUCUGCAGCCACCGCUGGGCCAGCGAGUGCGUCAGUGAACACAUCCCAACCUGCUGCAGUGCCCAGUUCAGCUCCACCUCCUGCCACCUCCACGGUGAGUUGCUCCUCGCGGUUCAGGGUCAUUAAACUUGAUCAUGGUACUGGAGAACCGUUUCGGCGAGGCCGGUGGACGUGCACAGAGUUUUAUGAAAAGGACUCUGAGAGCUCUGUUGUUGGUCGGACUGUGGAUAGCAUGAGACAUACCAACACAACACUGGACCCUGCUGCAGACAGAGACAGUGGGCUCGGGCUUACAGGAGGAUCUGCCGCAACCUUAGCAACGCACUCGAGUCAUGGCUUGGGCUCCAUGGCGGACUCUUCUCUCUCUUCUAGUCGUGUACACUCGGUGGAGGCGCAGCCACCGCAGCAGCAAAUCCACCAUCAAAACUACAGCGCCCGCCAACAAGGUGUGAGUGGGUCGGUCACGCACAGUUCUUUCUCCAGGCCUACGGCUGUUCCGGCUCCAGCAGUGGCAGGUCUGCAGCCUCUUGUUCCCCAGAACCUGCUGCCUGUCGAGCAAAAUGGCCCACCUCAAUCCGGUGUCCUCAUACAGAAGUCCCCCAUCAUGCCUCCCUCUGCCCAACCAAGUCCUUACCCUCCUCAGCAGCAGCAGCAACAACAGCUUCCUGUGGGCCAGCACCUGGCCGGCCAAUCACCUGGACUGAUGCAGAACCAGGCAGAGUACUAUCAGCAGCACCACUCUGUACCCCUGCCACCUGGGCUUGCCUCAGGCCAGCCCCACCCAGUGUCCAGCCAGGGACAAGGACCCACUUCGGUGAUGCCUACAGCCUCUGGUGGGGCAUCUGUGCCAAGUCAGGUUGGAGAUGUUACUGGAGCAGCAGGAGGAGGAGUACUUCUACCUGCUGGACAGCCAGCUCCAACUGUCUUGCAGCAGCAGACUGUAGGGAUGGGAGCUGCUGGAGGCCCCGUAUUGGUUGGUGGAUCCACUCUGAAGCAGCAGACUGUGAAUCUUUAUGCCACCGCUGGACAGCCUCAACCCCACGGCCACCCUCCAUCCUCUGGUGUACAAAACGUGCCUGCCAUUGCAGUGAGUUCCAGUGUGCCCUCCACUGUGCCCACUGCUGUGCCCAGUGCCUCCAGUGCAGCAAAGCCAAAUGUGACCACCCCGAGUUUGCCUCCAGGUCAGAUAGCCCACAGCAACAUUGCAGGGGCUUUGGGGCCACAGGGCCUCCCAGUUACUGCAUUUGGUCAGGUGGAAGUUGGUGGUGGGAGGAAGUCAGACGGAAUCAUCAACAUACAGUCUCCAAUUGUCUCUGUGAAGGAACCAGCGAAGCCCUUCAUGCCUGAGAGCCUGCAGCUCACCACUCCGACUGUCAACAGCAUAUUUGCAAUCCACAUACCUGUCGACGGGGAGGAGGACAGUAUCUCUGCAGUAUGUGUCCAUCCUGAAAGUCUUUCGCACCCUGAGACGGAGAUGAGCUUCGCAGGCACUGGAUUUUUGGAGCACCUAUAGUUUGCUUGUGAGAAGACGGAGCUCCCAGGGUGAUAAGAGCGGGGGUCUCUUACGACAGCCAAGCAUUAUCAGACACUGAGCAGUAGUCUUUCCACUGUGCCCCUGUUUUGCCGAUAAGAGACCUCACGAAGGGGCGUAUCAACCAAGUGUGCGUUGUCAUGCAAUGACCCCUUUCUUUUGCAAUGCAAGUUUAGGCUAAAUUACUCUGUUCUGUUUAGAGCCUUUGGACAGGAGCAAACAUACAUUUCGUCCCGUAGUAAGCGUUCACACUCCGUCUGUAAGUCAUUCAAAAAACCGGCUAGUGUACUGCUCUCUGUCGGUGUGGUCAGCAUGCUGUCUGCCCCUCUGAUUGACUGACAGAAGAGGCAUGACAGUUGCUCACGUACAGAUGAAGUGUUGAAUGACAUUCCUUUACUGCAGCAACUGAGUUAAGCACAGAAGAGGAGGAAGAAGAAGCUGCCUACUGAAACCUGCUGCGCCUCUCUUUAGUAGGCAUUUUAGCUAUGCCUGACACACCUCCCUCCCCUAGCUUAAAAAAAAAAGUUUCCAUUCUUAAUUUCUACAUUUCUGCUGCACUGCUUGUUUCUCUCUGUACUCAUGUGUCACACAACGAGAAAAUGCAUGCUCAUUAAACUUUCUCUUGUUUUCUGUAGACACAAAUUAGGCUUUUUAUUGCCAAAUAAACAGACUGCAGCAUAAGUUUGAAAAAAGUGAGACCUUUCCCGACUCUCUUGGUUGACUCACCCUGUGGAGUGCCUGCUGUAUGAGGUUUUUUGGACAGAUUUUUGCACAAAACUCACUCCCUAGUGCCUAGCCUCAGUGCUUUCUCUUCCUCUCCCAGCAUUAACAGUGAGCAGCGCUAGCUAAUGGUAGCUCAGAAAUGAUAAGUCCACCAUGGAAUAAGUCAUUAAUUUCAACCAGAGGCAGGCUGUAACUGUCCCUUUACAGUGCCAGCUCACAACAACCGCUGCCGCAGUGCGCUUUAUUUUGUAAGAUCCUACAAUAUUACAAAAACCCAACAAUCAGACGACCCCCUGUUAACACUUGGCGACAGUGGGAAGGAAAAUUUCCCUUUUAACAGGAAGAAACCUCCACCGAAACCAGGCUCAGGCAGGGGAAGCCAUCCAGCCCGACCAGUUGAGGGC